This is a messenger RNA of Linum trigynum, 2521 nucleotides long. Lineage: Eukaryota; Viridiplantae; Streptophyta; Magnoliopsida; Malpighiales; Linaceae. The record is from the annotation of a GenBank genome assembly.
UUUGAAAUCGGUUUACAGAUCUGGGAUUUUGGAGACAUAUUGUGUAUGUCUUCUUAUUUUUAUACUACAAAUCAAACUCCUAAAAGAGGACAAAAAUAAAAAUUGGCUAACUCUUAGGUAGUCACAGCCACUGCCUGUGAUCUAACGGCUAAGAAAACUAAUUAUUGAUGGAUUCAUAUCUGAAUCUGCUAGCCUAAUCCAUGAACUUUUCAAAUAAAGUAGGGUCUGAUCUUAUUUCUAUUGUGCUUUGUCGAUUCGAAUGGUUUUUUUUUUCUGGAUUAAGUGUUGGAAUUGUGUAUUUCUGAAACUUUGUUUUGGUAAGCUCUACAUGUAUAAGAGAUUAAAUUCUUGAAGCAAGUAAGCUUAAAAACAUAUUAGCUAAUAGUUGGGAUUAGCAAGUAAUUAAAAAGUGUAACUGCAGCUGUGUAUGCAAAUAAGUAGCAUGUUUUGAUGAUGAUAUUAUGCUUCUCAAACUAGAAGGUAAGGUAACUUGUACGAAAAAUAAGUUGUAGAAUGAUAAUAACAAGUACAUAGGAAGCGAGUAUAUCAAAUUAUGAACUAGUACAUCAGUAUGCUAGAGAGUGGAUGCUAAACUGGAAAGAAAAGGACUGAGCACAAAAUGAAAUUUCAUUGGGAAAAUGGUGAAAGUUACAAACACCAACCUGCCUGAAUUCUUGCGUUAAAGAUGCCCAGCGCUCUAAUACAAAAAACUAAAAAGUGUUUCUGUAACAAAACCACAAUCCCCAGCGAAUCCUUUCCUCUUUUUCCCAGAAGUCCGUCCCCCCCCCCCCCCCCCCCCCCCCCAAAAAAACAAAUAUGAGCUGAAGAGCUAUUCUUAUAGCGAACAAAAUUGCCCUGUUGCCUCCAUUUCACUGGCUAUUUGGAAGGCUGACUCACUUCUACUGUCACUCUAAGAAUUGGCCAAGUGAAACCACUUCCUAAAGUGUAGUAUAGCGGGUUUGGGUUUAAAUGUCAACCCGGGUCCUAGAUUUGAUGACUACUCGGUGAAUUCUUGUUAUCUAGCAAUGAAACUAACAAACAAACAAAGCAACUAAACGGUUGUUUUCAGGUUAAGAGAGGUCACCCGGAUAUGGUUCCCCCUAGACUGCAGUUAAGCCGGAUUGCAAUUACCAAGUUAAGUUUCUAAGAUAGUUAUACGGCGGAAGGUUCUUAAACAGCCUGAAGUCUCGACUAAAGGUCUUCAGACCCUCUCAAUCUGAGUCUCUAGCGGGCGACUAACCUCCACCGGAGUAAACAGAUUGAGGCCCUAACGAACAAAACCUCCACUACCGAAGUGAAUUCGGUACAGAAUAGUGAGUUGGCUCCUCGACUAAAGUCACCAACUCCCUACCUUCAAUCAAGGAUUCUCUAUCAACCUAGGCAGAUAUUCUCAUUCUAGGUUAAAAGAGAAACAACAGGAAUUUGAUCAGGAUUCAUGCCAUUCAAUCUUUCAAACCUCAAUUGAAUAUAAUCAAAUCAUAGAAUCAGUACUUGGGUUCAUACAAUCAAACCUAACAUACAAAUCUAGGGUUCUCCAUACCCAGAUGAAUGGGAGAACUACUCCAUGGAGAAAGAAGCAAAAGCAAAAUCAAACGUGGAAUUCAUACUGUGAAGGAUGGAUUCCUGCUCCUGAACGUUGAUCGGCACUUCUCCAAGCUCAAGCUGGCCUCCAAUGGUGAUGAAGAUCAAGCUAGGGCACUCGGAGACUCUUGUUCGUCGCUUUCUCUCUCUAGGAAUCGCUCUGUCUCUCUAAAACUUGAAUCCCCUUCUGUUUUGGCUGAAAUUUGCUUAAAAAGGCAUCACUGGGCAAAGCACGGUCGAGGGCACGGCCGUGCUUUGCCUCAGCCAGCCCGUGCUUUGGCUAGUGUUAAUUACACGGCCACCUGUUGGGAGAAACACGGCCGUGCUUUUGGGUGGACACGGCCGUGCUUUGGUGGACACGCCGUGUAAAUUCUCAGCCCUGGCCGUGUUUUCAGCUCGAGUUUGCCAAACUCAAAUCAGCUCUCGGCAGUAAAAGCACGGCCUAGGAACACGGCCGUGUUCUGUUUUAGGUGUGCCCGUGUUUUGGCUCCAGCUCGACGUAAUGACCUCCGAAUGCCCCGAAACUCGUGCUUAGCCUUUCCUUUGACGCCUGGGACCUGAAAUAUGACAAAAUAGCACAACCCGGCGUAAAAUAGGCCAAAAAUACACGACUAUGCCCCUCAAACGGAUAAGAACUAGGGGUGCAAAUAGGUGCAAUUACAUCGUUAUCAAAUUCCCCCAAACUUAACUGUUUGCUUGUCCCCAAGCAAACCUAACUCAAACCAAUGCAACUCUCCAGACCUCUAUAGCAACAAACAACCCAGAUCGUAGGUAGAGGACUUCCUAGAUCAUUUAGCAGCUUACGAGGUCAACCGACGCACAAGUCAUCUCAUAGCUUCUUCGGCGAGAGCACUAGUGUCGAGUCGGCAUCAUGGCAAAUAGUGAACAGAGGACAAAUGAAUCGUGGAUGAAGAGAUUCUAAAAAACAAAGGAUCAUGGA